AACUGCAGUGUGGGCACCAUGCUGCUAGCUCUUGGCCUGAUUCUUCUACCUCUCUUAGAGGCCUCUGAAAACAUGGACAAUCAAACCACCUUCUUGUACUUUGCUUAUGGAAGUAACCUACUGAAAGAGAGACUACAGCUGAAGAAUCCCUCAGCAACAGUUCACUGUGUGGCCAGACUUAAGGACUAUAAGCUGGUGUUUGGGAACCACAAGGGGCUUGCGAGUGACCGCUGGCAUGGGGGCGUGGCCACUAUUGAACCCAGCCCGGGGGACGAGGUGUGGGGGGUGGUCUGGAGGCUAAACAUGUCUGACCUUGAGUCUCUGGACAGACAAGAGAAUGUGAAGUUGGGGGCGUACAGCCCCGUGGGGGUGUCGGUCUGGACCCGUGGCCAGGAGCUAAGCUGUCGGACCUACAUCAUGAACAGUUGCGUCUACGCUCCGCCAUCUCCACAGUACCUGAAGGUGAUAGUGAUGGGGGCUGAGCAGAAUGGUUUACCCAAGGACUACCAGGAGAAGCUUAAAGCCAUUGAGACCAACAAAUAUGAGGGUCCGCUGCCAGUGAUGGAGGAAGUGGAGCGCGCUUUGAAGAAAGCUAAGGAGCGAACGAAGCUCCUGUCUGAUGCAUAG
Chanos chanos (milkfish) is the source of this 627-nucleotide messenger RNA. It is a transcript of the gene ggctb, whose product is annotated as gamma-glutamylcyclotransferase b. NCBI's taxonomy places the organism in Eukaryota, Metazoa, Chordata, Actinopteri, Gonorynchiformes, Chanidae. The coding region runs from base 19 to 627 and encodes 202 amino acids. The record is from RefSeq and is a predicted model, not a curated record. Gene Ontology annotation, molecular function: gamma-glutamylcyclotransferase activity. The transcript has 5 exons.